UUUACCAUUUCUCAACAAAUAAACAAGCUCUUAAGAUUUUCAUCUUUUUCACAAAAGAAAAAGUACCAAAAGGGAAAGAAGGGCCAUCGAGGAAGAAGAGGCCAACAGGGAAGGAGGAAAGGAACAGGAAGGAGAAAGGAGAAAGGCUGGGCUGGCCGGCAGCGGUAAUCGGAGGGGGCGGCGUCAUGGUUCUGAACAGCAAUCUGGUGGUGACGGUGGCUGACGUGUCGGCGAAUCUCUGCCAAUACAUCGCCUGCAACCCGGAACGCCUCCCCAGCGACCAAGUCCUCCACCUCAUCUUCUGCGUACCGAUGCAGCAAUUCGGCCGCCUCGCGCUCUCCCUCUGGACCUAUCUCUGCUACAACCCUAAUCCGGCCAAUUACGUCUCCGAUCUCGACUCCGACUCCGAUUGAAUCCAUUUCCCGAUCGGCCGAAUCUGGUCCGCCGGCGAUCGAAUCCCUUCUUGUUGUUUUGUAUAUGUAUCAUACCGGGGACGAUGAUAGAAGGCCGUUCCCUCGCCGUCGCCAUUUCCAAUUCCUGCACAAACCCUAAUAAAGUCGCCAACUUUACUCCUUUACCGGGUCUUCACCUUCGGGCAUCAAUGGCGACUCGUUACAGAGCUCUUUCAAAAUCAACGGUGUCUCUCUUCAAACACGCGGUCAACAAGCCCGCCGGCGUCAAACCCACGCCCACCUCGGCCGCUUCUCUUUUCCCAGCUCGCCUAUCUUCCACAUUCUCAAGGCCAAUUGCUCAGCUGGGUGCUCUUCAAUCGCUUCACUCCGCCGUCUCGCGGUCGCUGUCUCAGGGUAUGCUCUGCAGUGCGAACCCAGGAGUU
Messenger RNA from Linum tenue, 835 nucleotides. The record is from the annotation of a GenBank genome assembly. Lineage: Eukaryota; Viridiplantae; Streptophyta; Magnoliopsida; Malpighiales; Linaceae.